Molecule: messenger RNA, 534 nt
Organism: Salvia splendens (bonfire salvia)
Lineage: Eukaryota; Viridiplantae; Streptophyta; Magnoliopsida; Lamiales; Lamiaceae
Product: very-long-chain (3R)-3-hydroxyacyl-CoA dehydratase 2
Exons: 8
Coding region: 1-534 (177 amino acids)
Biological process (GO): very long-chain fatty acid biosynthetic process; sphingolipid biosynthetic process; fatty acid elongation
Cellular component (GO): endoplasmic reticulum membrane
Molecular function (GO): 3-hydroxyacyl-CoA dehydratase activity
Source: RefSeq, a predicted model, not a curated record
AUGUACACAGAAAAUCGAGAUUUUACAUAUAAGAGCAUUUUGCAAAGUCUUGCCUUCUUGGAAGUUAUUCAUGGGGCUGUUGGAAUUAUGCCGAGUGGUGUGUUGCUUCCCUUGAUGCAAUGGGGAGGAAGGACUCACUUUUUGUUUGCUAUUGUUCGUCGAAUUUCAGAGGUGCAGGAACUACCUUUGAAGACCACGUUUGUUGCUUGGGGUGUAUCUGAGGCGAUCAGGUACUCACAUUAUGCACUCUACUGCAUCGGCAGUUCACCAAAAUGGAUCACUUUAAUCAGGUACAAUGCAUUCAUUGUCUUGUACCCUAUUGGAGUUUUUCCUGGUGAAAUGUGGCUUAUGUACCAAGUGCUUCUGUUCAUAAAGGAGGAAAAUCUAUAUGCAGAUAGCCUUCCAUUCAGCUACUACUACUUCGUGCUGCUUCUUCUUUUCUGCUAUCCAUUUUUGUGGUUGAAACUUUACCUUCACUUAUUCAAGCAACGUCGAUCCAAACUUGGAAAACAAGACAAGAAGAAGCGAAGCUGA